AUGGCAAGGUGGUGGUGCCAGUUGCUGUGCCCGCAGCCUAAUAAGCAGGUGGCGAGCGAGAGCAUGCACGGCGCUCGGCUCGCGGCGCAGCAGCUGAGCAGGGGCCGCGAUGCCUGCGACGUCGAAGCAGGCAAGCCGUGUCAGGAGGAGACGGCGGCCGCUGGCGGGGGGAGGGUCGCGGCCGUGGCAGCGACCACUCAGCAGCACCACAGCAAUAGGCCUACCAGCACGUUUGCCCAGUCGGUCAUCAACAUGGUUGGCAUGCUCAUAGGACUUGGGCAGCUAUCCACUCCUUAUGCCUUGGCAAACGGAGGCUGGGCCUCCAUUUUCCUCCUGGUCGGCCUCGGCAUCAUGUGCGCCUAUACCGCACACAUCAUCGGCAGGUGCCUAGACGAGCAGCCCGGCUCCAAGACGUAUCAGGAUAUUGGCCAGCAGGCGUUCGGUUCCAAGGGCCGGCUCAUCGCCUCUGCAUUCAUCUACCUCGAGAUCUUCUUCGCCCUGGUCUCCUACACCAUCUCCCUCAGCGACAACAUCCCGCUCGUCUUCGCCGGUGCCCGCCUCCACCUACCAUGGCUGCGCCUCAGCACCACGCAGCUGCUCACCGUCAUCGCCGUGCUCGUGGCUCUUCCCAGCCUGUGGCUAAGGAACCUGUCGUCCAUCUCCUUCCUCUCCUUGGUCGGCAUCCUCAUGUCGAUGGUCAUCUUCGUCACCAUCGUCUGCACCGCAGCCUUCACCCAUGUCGGCCUGGGCAGGCACAUCCCAGUCCUCAGGCUUGACAAGAUACCGGCGGUGUCCGGCCUCUACAUGUUCAGCUACGCCGGCCACAUCGUCUUCCCCAACAUCUACACAGCCAUGAAGGACCCCUCCAGCUUCACCAAGGUCUCCGUCACGAGUUUCUCCAUGGUCGUCGUGCUCUACACGGCCCUCGCGUUUGUCGGCGCAAGCCUCUUCGGUCCCGGUGUGAGCUCCCAGGUCACGCUCAGCAUGCCGCCGGGGCUCGUGGUCACCAAAGUGGCCCUCUGGGCCACCGUGCUCACACCGGUCACCAAAUACGCGCUCGAGUUCGCGCCCUUCGCCAUUCAGCUCGAGCACCACCUGCCGGCGACCAUGGGGCCUCGUGCCCGGAUUAUCAUCCGUGGCAGCAUCGGCUCGGCGGGGCUUCUCAUCAUCCUGGCGCUGGCGCUCUCGGUGCCAUAUUUCCAGUACGUGCUCAGCCUCACCGGCUCGCUCAUCAGCGUCGCCAUCUCGGUCAUAUUCCCGUGCGCGUUUUACCUCAAGAUCCGCUGGGGCCGGUUGUCGCGCCAAGUCGUCGUGCUGAAUGCGGCGAUGAUCGCCGUUGGUUUUGUUCUCGCGGUGGUGGGGACCGCUUCGUCGGCUAAGCUGCUGGUGAAAAGUAUACAGAAUGGACAUGUGGCGUAG
Hordeum vulgare subsp. vulgare (domesticated barley) is the source of this 1419-nucleotide messenger RNA. RefSeq names its product amino acid transporter AVT1H. The transcript has 2 exons. The record is from RefSeq and is a predicted model, not a curated record. Gene Ontology annotation, biological process: amino acid transmembrane transport. Bases 1 to 1419 code for a protein of 472 amino acids. Gene Ontology annotation, molecular function: amino acid transmembrane transporter activity. Lineage: Eukaryota; Viridiplantae; Streptophyta; Magnoliopsida; Poales; Poaceae. Gene Ontology annotation, cellular component: vacuolar membrane.